UGCAUAUCGCGGCGUAGCUUCCCAUGAGGUGCGCUACUUAAAGAGCAGUAUUCUGUGAAACAACCCGCAGUAUACGUACCAUGCCCCACAAACAUCCCAUUGACAUCCAUACAGGUCAUUUUGACCUCGACGUAUCCGGCGUUGCAGGGUUCUUCGGGGGCGAAGAAGCUAUCUCUGCAAUGCAAACUAUUCAUCUUUACAAGUACAGAAAAUGGAUGGGAUGGUACAACUCCCCCGGCAGCUGGAACGUCGGCAAGAAGUUCGGAAUGCUCGCAAAUUCCCGUUUGUGGGACGGGCUUUUCCCUGGACCCAAUGAAGACCCCGCUGAAUUCUUCGAGCUUGAUGGCAAGCAGGGUCCAAAAUACGUCGCCUCUAGAUCUGGAUCCAUUCUGGAGCACACCGGCCAUCUUGCGUAUCUGAUGAUGCAGAUAUGCAAGGAGGAGCCGGGAGUGCCAGUGGCAGGAAGAGUCACGAAGUGGAAUCAAGUGACUGUUAUCCAGACACAACUCGUUUUUGAAGAGUCGACAGCAAAAGACAAGCCGCCAGUACGCACAAUCUCACCUCAUGGUGGGCGUCAGACAUACGUUGCAAUUCUACCGAUAGCCGUCAGCUUCACCACAUGUGCGCUUUGCGGAUGGACAUACGACUGGUUCUGUUGUUCGAUGAUCCUUCUGGGCAUCAUCUCAAACGGCAUGUCCUCCUUGGUCAUAGGAUCUGCGAGUUUAGAGCUGCAAGGUGUGAAGUCAGCACCUACGGCUCCGCCCGGAGACGGAAUGCUGAUGGACGGCGAUAAUAUCGUCCUCCUGCUCGGGAGAGAGGAAAAUGUCGCUACCAUUACGAGAGGUAGAUUCACUUUAAAAUAUGGGCCUUGGGUUAAGAAGAGGAGCAGGAAGGAAAAGAUGAAACGUUUCGUUCUUAGAGACGGAACGGAGUCGACCAAGUCGAAGCGCAGAAGUGAUGCAGAAGCUGGUCGUCGAAACAGUUCUUUACUAGACCAUGGUCCAAACCAGGAAGCUAUACCCAUCAGGGACGAGUAUGCUGCUAUUGGACUGUGUUCGCUCCUGCUCGUCACACAACUCCUCGCUCAACUGCUCUUGAUCCCCCAGGGCACAUUAUUUGGUCAAAUCAUGUUUCUGUCCUCUUUCGCAGCCUCGUGGGCGUACAACUUGUACUUGUCCUCAAUCGACUACGAGUAUAUCCAGGAACAAUUACUCCUGAAAGUACUCAAUCUGGAUGAGCAACAUAUGCAGACUUACAGCCUUGGCACGAGAACAACUGCCGCUGUAUUUGCAUGCCUAAUGCUCCAGCCUCCUGGUGUUUGUGAAGAAUCGGAAUGGAAGAAACUAGGUUUCGAACCAGAAGGUAUCCUCCGCAAAUUCAUUCCGAAUGAUACGCCAGUAUGGAUGACGUGGAGAGAAAAGGUCUUGAGUGUAAUGAGAGACCAGAAAGUUCACGGCCGAGACACGGACCGCUUGCUCCAGAUGAGUGACAAGGAGAAAGAUAUGUUCAAGGCGAACUUGAAUGACCAAAAGCUUCUCGAAAAGCUGUUAGAGGACGCUCGCACCGCAUACAAUCUGGCCAUGAAAGAACAGCUUCGGCUUAGGUCUGGCUGAGGAAAGGUCAUCUUGUCGAUGACCAGUAACUUGUAUCUACUACUAGUAUGUACAUUAACUUGAAUGCAUGCGACGGUAAAUUAGUAAUCAACUAUGCCUUUGAUCUGCCACAUGCUAAUUGGGCAUACGACGAUGAAAGUGUUUGGCUGGCAUACACCAAUUGUAUAUAAAAGCCAUUCUACUCGUUUCAACUCGAAAAACACCAUCAAUACUCCACCAUGAAAUUUCCUUUACUCACUACUAUU
Molecule: messenger RNA, 1858 nt
Organism: Suillus bovinus
Lineage: Eukaryota; Fungi; Basidiomycota; Agaricomycetes; Boletales; Suillaceae
Exons: 1
Coding region: 81-1613 (510 amino acids)
Source: RefSeq, a predicted model, not a curated record